AUGCUGUCUACUCAAAGGGGGACAAUACACGUUGUGGGCCUCCAAGACAAGACGGCCAUCGUGACAGAGUGCGCCCGUCAACUGCUGGACCUCAAGUUGACGAAGCUCAUUCUCGCGGUGCGCGACGAGCAGAAAGGCCAGCACGCCUGCGCCAGGCUAUCCUCUGGUCGACGCCUCGAUGAUGGUGCUAUCGAAGUCCGGAAAUUGGACCUACAAUCAUACGACUCGACAACAGCUUUUGCGGAGCGUGCAAAGACACUUCCACGUCUGAACAUUGCGAUUCUCAACGCCGGUAUAAUGAAACAGAAGCACGAGUUAUCCCCGUUGACGAAACACGAAGAGACGAUUCAGUUAAACGUCCUCUCGAAUACUCUGCUGUCAGUCUUACUCCUCCCCAGUCCGAAGCGCAAAGCUCGAAAUAAUGAAUCCGGCCGAUUGGCAGUGGUGUCAUCAGAUGUAUCUUCAUGGGCUCAGUUCAAGGAGAAGAACGACAGCCCGUUAUUGACCUCCAUGACAGUGCAGUCUAUUCUGGGUAUUAUCCUCUCUAUGGUGGUCCACGAUACUCGUAUCAUCGUUGUACUAGUUGAGCGCAACAAGGCACCAAAUAGUGGUGGUCGGCGCCAAUCGCGAAACAAGCUCAUUGGCCGAAUGGCAGGAAUCAAGGAAAAGACCACGGAGCUUCAAGGGCCGGGCACACAGUAUCAUUGGCGUGAAUCAUCGCCCCACCCUUCCGUCCUGACUACUGAGGACGCUUCCCUGCAAUAUCGGCUCGCCGCUAAGUAG
Molecule: messenger RNA, 783 nt
Organism: Neoarthrinium moseri
Lineage: Eukaryota; Fungi; Ascomycota; Sordariomycetes; Amphisphaeriales; Apiosporaceae
Exons: 3
Coding region: 1-783 (260 amino acids)
Source: RefSeq, a predicted model, not a curated record